AUGCCCCGCAAGAAGCAAAAGGGGCCCGCUGCCCGGCCAAAUCGCCCCGGUCCUCCAGCUAAACAGGGCCAGACUCCUUCCCAGUCCAAGCCGAAGACUAAAGGCGCUGGGACGGCCGAUGCGCCCCAGAACCAGAAGAAGGGUCCGCUCCAGGCUAAUCAGAGGCCUAUUGUGCCUUUCUUGAGAGGGGACCGUGUUUUAUUGGUUGGAGAGGGCGAUUUCUCAUUUGCCCGUUCUUUGGCUACACAAUAUAAAUGCCAUAAGCUAUACGCCACAUGCUACGACUCACAAGAAACCCUUCUGGGCAAGUAUCCACAAGCAGAGCAAAAUAUCUUCGAUAUCCUCCAAGCACCUGCUUCCAAAUCCAAAUCCAAAUCCAAAUCCAACGCGGAAAAGGCUUCGGCAGAGCCAGAGGCAGAAGCAGAAGGAGAAGCAGACUCCAAGCUCUCAAUCGACCAGCAACAAACCACACCCAAAAACCAAAAUCAACCCAAGAUCCUCUACUCCGUCGACGCCCGCAAACUAGGCGUCGCUGGAGGCGGUGGCAAGGAACUCAAAUCGGCCUAUCCACGCAAAGAGCGUAAACGUCCAUCCUGGAUGAUCGAAAAGGCCCAACAAUUGCGCCAGAAACAGGAGCAGAAUGUGCGGCAGUUGCUGAGGCCUGAACCUGAAGCCAAGCCUGUGCAUAGUGGGCCGUGGGACGUGAUUUGUUUCAAUUUCCCGCAUGUGGGUGGUUUGUCUACGGAUGUUAAUCGUCAGGUCAGAGCGAAUCAGGAACUGCUUGUUGGGUUCUUCAAGGCUUGUGUGCCUCUUCUUUCGGCGGCGCCGGUGGCUAUUGACCCGGAUGAUGAUGAGUGGGAGGAUGAAGAGGAGGAUGAGGAGGAUGAGGAUGAGGAUGAAGAUGAUGAUGAGGAGGAGGAAGGAGGUGAUGGAGGGGAUCAAUCGUCUGGGAAGGAGGUCCGGACUGGACCGGGACAGAUCUUGGUUUCGCUCUUUGAGGGCGAGCCGUAUACGUUGUGGAAUAUUAAGGAUCUGGCUCGUCAUGCGGGAUUACAGGUUGUUACUAGUUUCCGGUUUCCGUGGACUUCUUAUGAGGGGUAUUCUCAUGCUCGGACGCUUGGGGAGGUGGAGGGGAAGAACGGGGCCAGGGGUGGAUGGCGGGGAGAGGAUCGGGAGGCGAGAAUGUAUGUAUUUGAGGUGAAGAAGGAGGCUGCAGAUACGGAGAAGAAGAACAAGAAGGGGGGUGUGAGUGCGGACAAGAAGAAAAAGAGGGCUCGGACUGAGGAUGAUUCGGAUGAUAGCGAGUAG
Messenger RNA from Penicillium verhagenii, 1308 nucleotides. Its product is annotated as 25S rRNA (uracil2634-N3)-methyltransferase. Lineage: Eukaryota; Fungi; Ascomycota; Eurotiomycetes; Eurotiales; Aspergillaceae. The transcript is spliced from 2 exons. Gene Ontology annotation, cellular component: cytoplasm. Gene Ontology annotation, biological process: rRNA base methylation. Bases 1 to 1308 code for a protein of 435 amino acids. The record is from RefSeq and is a predicted model, not a curated record. Gene Ontology annotation, molecular function: rRNA (uridine-N3-)-methyltransferase activity.